Messenger RNA from Conger conger (European conger), 6461 nucleotides. It is a transcript of the gene sema6cb, whose product is annotated as sema domain, transmembrane domain (TM), and cytoplasmic domain, (semaphorin) 6E. The transcript is spliced from 22 exons. The coding region runs from base 599 to 3817 and encodes 1072 amino acids. Gene Ontology annotation, molecular function: chemorepellent activity; semaphorin receptor binding. Gene Ontology annotation, biological process: semaphorin-plexin signaling pathway; negative regulation of axon extension involved in axon guidance; axon guidance. The record is from RefSeq and is a predicted model, not a curated record. NCBI's taxonomy places the organism in Eukaryota, Metazoa, Chordata, Actinopteri, Anguilliformes, Congridae.
GGCGCGUGAGGAUCAGUGUUGUAACAAGGGGCGCCUGCUCGCAGUCUUGUGUUUUUUGAGGAUUACAAACCACCGAGGGACAAACCUAGAAUCUUCACAAGGCUACACUGUCGCGUUUGUGAGCGUGUUGAAUGACGGGAUUGUUCUCCAGUAAGAAUCACCAGACAACUGCAAACAAGAUAAAGCAAAGAGAGAAGCACAAGUGUAGAUGUAUUCUGCCCUGGAUUCCAGAACUUCAGGACUGCUGGCCAUGUGGAGGGAGCAGAGAGAAGAGAUUGGUUCUAGGAUUAGAAUUCUCUGACUGGGGAUCCAGUUCAUCCAUUGAACUUCUCUCGCCUGCAUCAGCUGACUGGAACCCUGUAUUUGGAUUGGUCAGAAGCCCAGAACAUUGCUGAAGGAGGCCAUCUGAAACGGUUCUGAGGGGGUCCAAUCCCCCACCACCACUGCUACCAUCACCUUAACAUCCCCACCCACUGCACCAGUGAGAGCCACAGAAAGUGAACCUGAAGGAACCAGAAAGUGAUCAUUCAGUUGGACCUCUGAGCACGCAAACCACCGGCAUGGUAUCCUGCUGAGGUCCAGUUCCCCGUUUCUGGAGAUGAGACUUAUCCCGGGGCUGCGGCCCCUUCUGCUGCUGGCACUCACCCUGGCCUCCUCCGUCCUCCAGGUGUCCAGUGCAGCCACACCCUUCCCCAAGGACCUGGAGCCAAUCAGCAUCGUUGGCAAGCAGCACUCCUACCUGUACCCCAGCUUCCAGGGCCUCCUGUCUGACAAUGACACCGAGCGGCUGGGCCUGGACUUCCAGAGGAUGCUGCGCAUCAACCACAUGCUUUACAUCGCAGCCAGGGAUCACGUGUUUGCUGUCAAUCUUACCGCCUCUGCUGAGAAAAUCAUGCCACAGCAGAAGCUGACAUGGAAAACAAAAGAUGUGGAGAAGUGCACCGUGAGGGGCAAAAACAGCGAUGAGUGCUACAACUACAUCAAAGUGCUGGUGCCUCGUAACGAUGAGACUCUGUUUGCCUGUGGCACCAACGCCUUCAACCCCACCUGCCGUAACUACAAGAUGUCCACGCUUGAGCAGCAUGGGGAAGAAGUUGUGGGCCAGGCCCGCUGCCCUUUCGAAUCAAGGCAGUCCAACGUGGGCCUGUUUGCUGGCGGUGCCUUCUACUCAGCCACCAUGACAGACUUCCUGGCGAGCGACGCGGUGAUCUAUCGCAGUCUCGGAGAGAGCAGUCCAGUCCUGCGCACCGUGAAGUACGACUCCAAGUGGCUCAGAGAGCCUCAUUUUCUCCAUGCCAUUGAAUAUGGGAAUUAUGUGUAUUUCUUCUUCAGUGAGAUCGCUGUCGAGUACACCACCCUCGGCAAGGUGGUGUUCUCCCGGGUGGCUCGUGUCUGCAAGAACGACAACGGCGGAUCCCCUCGCGUACUUGAGCGCUAUUGGACCUCCUUCCUCAAGGCCCGCCUCAACUGCUCAGUGCCAGGCGACUCAUUCUUUUACUUUGAUGUGCUGCAGUCCCUGACCAAUGUGAUGCAGAUUAACCAGAGGCCCACCGUGCUGGGAGUCUUCACCACACAGGCCAACAGCAUAACAGGCUCUGCAGUGUGUGCCUUCUACAUGGACGACAUCGAGAAGGUCUUCAAUGGAAAGUUCAAAGAACAGAAGAGCAGUGAGCUGGCCUGGACUCCGGUGCCUGAGGACCAGGUGCCUAGACCCAGACCAGGGUCCUGUGCUGGUGACGGCCCUGCUGCCUCUUUCAAGUCCUCCACCACUUUUCCCGAUGACAUGCUGACCUUCAUCAAGUCCUACCCGCUGAUGGAUGAAGCGGUGCCCUCUGUCAAUGACCGGCCCUGCUUCACUCGCACCACGAGCAGGUUCAAACUGACCCAGAUAGCUGUGGACACUGCGGCUGGGCCCUACAAGAAUUACACAGUUCUGUUCCUGGGCUCUGAGGAUGGCAGAGUGCUGAAGGUUCUGGCUAACACCCAUCCCAAUGCCUCCUUCAAGGUCCAGCUCCUGGAGGACAUCGACGUUUACAACCCCACCAAGUGUGAUGCACGUGGGGAGGACCGGAGGGUUCUGGGGCUGGAGCUGGAUAAGGACCAUCACGCCCUGUUUGUGGCCUUCUCCAGCUGCGUGGUCCGCGUACCACUCAGCCGCUGUGCAGAUUACGGCUCCUGUAAGGCGACCUGUCUGUCCUCACGUGACCCCUACUGCAUCUGGCUAAAAAGUGGAAGCUGUGCCACCAUGACACCUGGAUUGAAGGCUGGGCUCGAACAAGAUGUAGAGAAUGGCGACGCACAGUAUCCAGACAGCUGCCAUGACAUCCUGGCUACCACUCGCAAGCAAAACACUGCUGCUGAUUCUGCUUAUGGAAAGACCACACCCACAAGCGCCAGCACAACCAAACACGGGGCGGCUUUCCCAAAGGUGACAGGUGGCUCAGAAAAAGGUACUGGUCCAGAUGACCGCCCUCCUCUUGGGAAACAGGGGUCACCUGACUUGGAGGCGAUCAGUGUGGAGACGGAGGGCGUUCGUCGGCCUCCUGAAGUAGAGAAGUCCAACCACAGUGUCCACUACACCCUCCUGAUUGCCUGUGUGCUGGUUGCCUUUGUAUUGGGUGCAUUUCUGUCUGGGUUUCUGGUCUCCUGUUAUUGCAACCACAAUGUUCAUAAGACUAGGCGUCUUGGCAAGGAUCCCGAGGCACCCAUCCCCCAUGCCCUAUCUCUGCGCAGUCUGGCCAAGCUCAAUGGCCUUCUGGACAGCCAGAACAAGGAUGAGAAGUUAGAGGUGUCCUCACCAAAGCUGUACAACUCUUUCAUCCCCAGCAAGAAGGACCACUCUGUCAGCCGGAACAGCCGGUUUGGAGCUGGGGGGGAACUGCUCCACCCCCACCAUCAUCAUCACCUCCAUCACCACCACCACAAUGCUGAGCUGUCAGGCCUGCCCACCCCUGACUCUACCCCUGAGCUUCCAAUCAAGAGCAUGAAGGCCUUCAAGAACCAAUGGGAGAAGAACCAGAAUUGCAACAAUGCAAAGGAUGGUAAGCCUCAAAAUAUGAGCAGCUCUCGGCCCAGCUCUGCCAUCCCUCAACAGGUUUUCCCAUUCAGCCAUGGGCUGGCCAAUGGGCAUGCCCUAGGGGGUGCUCUCUACCUAGACGAGAGGAAGAUCCCUAACGUUGACCGGAUGAUGAUCCAGCCCUACCCUUGCUACUCACAAAAGGUGAUGGACAUCACGCCCCUGGAUGAGCUCCUUAAGCAUGUUCACGAAGUCAGUGCUGUUGGGGGAAAGAACAUAACCGUUCUGACCUCCGCACUUCCAGCUCCCGGGAGCCAGAUGGUUUUCACCAACCGUGUUCAGCCGCAAAUUCCCGAAACCGAGUCUGCCUCUUACUAUAGCUCGUCCACGUUGCCCAGGGACAGCCUGACACGUCGCCUGGAUGUCCCUCCGGAAAUACCCCCACCGCAAUCCACCCUUGAGAGGGUGUCCCGCCAUCCAUCCCAGAGGAACUCCUUAAUCUCCGCAUCCAAGAUGUCAAACGGAGGGGUUGUGCCACGUCAACACAGCUUUAGUCACCGGAGCGGGCACCAGCCGCCACCCCUGCUGGCCCGGAUGAACUCUACAGGCAGUACCUGUGAGAUCCACCAUCCUCUUAUCCCCAACAGCUACCUGAUACGUCAGCACAGCUACGAGCAGCCCGAAAUGCACAGGGGUGCCGUCGUUCGCCGGACCACCUCCCUCAAGCCAGAUGUUCCACCCAAGCCACUUUUCAUCCCUGCCACCUCCCCUGUCAACCCACAUGGAAAGUUCAACUACUGAGGGGAGGACAGACACAGUAAGCCCUCUCUCCCCAAAAGCCUCCAAGAAAUGUAAUAGAGGGUGAAAGGGGCAAGACAUGACAAUAAACUGACAUUUUAUUUGCAAUCAAAAAACCACACCUGUACUGAAUUAGUUUUGUCCACGUCCAAUGAAUGUCUUUGUACCAUAUUGGUAUUGUUUAACAACUUACUUAUGGAAAGGUGAUGGAAGAAGAAAAAACAGACUGAAGAAAUUGGUCAGAAAUCAGAAACUGAACCGAUUUGGCUACCAAUAGUUCCAAAAUCAAGGUACUACAAACCAUCCCAGAUUACUCAUGAAACUAUCAAGCUAAAAGCCUUGAUUAGAUAAAACAUUGGGCUUGGGCUUGAUAAUGAUCACUCUUAUACAAUGUGCUCGAAGCUUUGUGGUGAUCUGAAGCAGAUGAGCAGCACUGAUCCCCCUUAUAAUGUGUAUAUACAUUAUGCAUGUGUGUGUAUAUAUGUGUGUUUAUAUUUACACAGUAUAUGUAUACAUGCAUAUACACAGUCUGUGUAACCCUUGGAACGGCCGGAUGAAGUCCUUGGAGGCAGCUCUUUCUUUGCCUUAUUUACUCAACAGACUUACACUUGUGGAAUCAUCUAGCUGUCUUACUGACUUCUGUUACCUCCGUAAGAGUUCUCUGAAUGCAUCUGAGCAAUAACCAGCCAGUGGUAUCACACUAUAUUAAAUAUAUUUUCAAGAGAGAGGAAGGCUUCACUUUCAUGAAGCUGAAACAGUCGUGAUUCUUCCCGUGCCAAGCUUUUCUCCAAAACCCUUGAAUGAGAGACUCUGUCUGUGUGGGACAAAUGAGGUCAAGGACACGUAGGUUGACCAAAAUUUAAAAUAGUAUUUUUGCCUUUGCAAAAGGGAGCUCUUCACUGUCCUGCUGUGGAACUGGCCCUGUAACUGGAACUGCUUGUCUGUGAAGACGAGACCGGUCCCACCACCAUACUUUUGAGCAGGACGGUACUUUGAAAAGUUGGUGCUAUUACUUCAUUAACACAGCAGAAGGGUUGAUUCUCCUCCAUUCAAAGUGCAUACCUCGAAAAGAAGGCUUCCCAAAUUAUACGCCACCAAACCAAACCAGAUUUUCAUGAUGGGUUUUAAAACAACUUGAGAUUUGCUUCUCAACAAGGACCCCAGUAAUAUCACAUCAGGUUUUCAAAGCAGAUUACACCCACUUAAGGACAAAUCCUUAAUUUUAAUGUAGUAAAGACUGCUGUGAUUAUAAUUACUAUUAACCUUGUGGCUAUUGGUGUAAAUAAAGGAAUAAUAACUAGCCAAAUUUUAAUUGUAUGUGUAAAUGUGUGCCUUAUUUAAUAUAAUAUGUGCUAUGGGGGUAUAAUGGGAAAAAGUAAAGAAGCUAUUGUGUUUUAUUUUUGUUUUUUAACUUUGUUGUCAAAGUGUGUCAUAGCCAUGUGGAUUUGUAUUUUUAUCCUUUCCCGUUUUGAUAUCCUCAGACCACAGGACAGUGUAAUUAUGUGUUAGGCUGUUAUGAUCAGCUUGAGGCUGCAGGUUCAUUGUUCCUAUUUAUGUUGGUUAUUUGUUGGGAUUCUUAUUUCAGCUUCUGCUGUUCAUUCAUAUUAUCAAUAGCAUGCCAGGAGGUGUAGUCCAUGGACUAAAGAGUGAACGGCUCCUCCCUGCCUGGCUCUACAUUAAAUUGUGUCAUCCCUAAAAUCUCCUUGCAAGUGUUUUGGAAAACAUCUCUCAUUUCACACUUGUACUCCCACUGUCAUUGUAUGAAAUGAGGAAAUGUAAUCUUUUCCCGAUUUAAUUCCAUGGUCACCGCAGGAAGCUCUGAAAUGAACUUGUCUCGCUGCUGAGUGAACACGAGGUGUAGGCGUUGCAUCAGUACUGUAAGUGCAGUGUUUUAGCAUCCAUUUUCCUCUUUAGUGAUUCAGGUGCUUGUAUGCAGGGAGAUGGCACUAGUCGACUCAGCCCUGUGGAUAUCAUUGGUUGUUCUAGCAUUUUCUGCUUUCUAACACUCUGGUCAGGUAUUUUAGGCCUGAGUUUACUGCUUUCAUGUUUAAUACUGAGUCAUGAAAACUAUGUUUUACUUGCCUGGAUCACAGAAGAAUUUCUAUGGAAAGGUGUGCAAGCAACACUUGAAUUCACCUCUAAUUGGCAGCCAAAUGCAGUAAGUGCUAGAAAAAGUCAACAACUCCUGCCUUGUGUUUUUAUGUACAUCCACAGCCCCAGCAUGAAAAUUGAGAUUUUCCAAAAUUAUAUGCAAUACCAGCAGUUAAUGUUUGUGUGUGUAUCAUGAAAAAGCCAAAGGCUUAUUUUCAUUUAAGUUGGAACUCAAUAGAACUAUCACAGAAGACAGAAUGCGCAGCCAACGAUGUGAGUUCAAGUGUGGCUUUGUUUCAUUUCUCCUAGAUUACAUGGGAAAGGGAAUAUAGUCUGUGUCUGCUGUAUCCGCUAUAGCUUUUGAAAUUCUUAGAAUUGCACAGUGUAAAUAAAGAAAAUCUCCGGUCUGAGGUUUUCAAUUUAAAAUUCUUUUUUUUUUUUAUUAUUAUUAUUAUUAAGUGGGCUAUGCCUCUGGAGACAUUUUAAAUUGAGUCUCAUUCAAUACUGUUGUUUGUCCUUUAUGAUUAAAAAUGGAAAUAAAAUGACCUUACAAAUA